Striga asiatica is the source of this 2636-nucleotide messenger RNA. NCBI's taxonomy places the organism in Eukaryota, Viridiplantae, Streptophyta, Magnoliopsida, Lamiales, Orobanchaceae. The record is from the annotation of a GenBank genome assembly.
AAUUUUUUCCCCAUUUUUUUUAAUAAAUUAAUUAUUUUCUCCUCAGAAAACAAUGAGGAGAAAUUCCAAUUUUACCUUUAUUCUCUCACUUUUCCUUUUCACGGCGGCGGCGAUUUCGCCGGCCGUGCGAGGAAAGCACCCAUUCGCCUGCCGGCCGAGAGAUCCGGCGACCAAAACGCUGCCGUUUUGCCGGACGGACCUGAGGGUGGAGGAGAGGGCGAAGGAUCUGAUCGGACGGCUGACGCUUCAGGAGAAGGUGAAGCUGCUGGGGGACAAUGCCGCCGGCGUGCCGAGGCUGGGGAUCCGCCGGUACGAGUGGUGGUCGGAGGCACUCCACGGGGUGUCCAACGUCGGGCCGGGGACGAAGUUCGGCGGCGAGUUCCCCGGCGCCACCAGCUUCCCGCAGGUCAUCACCACCGCCGCCUCCUUCAAUGCGUCUCUGUGGGAGGAGAUUGGGAAGGUGGUGUCGGACGAGGCCCGAGCAAUGUACAACGGUGGGAUGGGUGGGCUUACUUACUGGAGCCCAAACGUGAACAUAUUCCGGGACCCGAGGUGGGGCCGGGGGCAGGAGACCCCCGGCGAGGAUCCGCUCGUCGCCGGCCGAUAUGCCGCCAGCUACGUCAGGGGGCUACAGGGCACGGACGCCGGCGGCCGGCUGAAGGUGGCGGCGUGCUGCAAGCACUACACGGCGUACGAUCUGGACAACUGGAGCGGGGUUGAUAGGUUCCACUUCAACGCAAAGGUUAGCAAGCAGGACAUUGAAGAUACAUUCGAUAUUCCCUUUAGAAGUUGUGUAAUGGAAGGCCAAGUAGCGAGUGUGAUGUGUUCUUACAAUCAAGUCAACGGCAUCCCCACUUGCGCUGACCCGAAGCUCCUCCGAGGAACAGUACGCGGUGCUUGGCGUUUGAAUGGGUAUAUCGUGUCCGAUUGUGACUCGGUGGGCGUGUUCUACGAUAAUCAGCAUUACACGUCGACACCAGAAGCAGCAGCUGCAGAUGCAAUAAGAGCAGGCUUGGAUUUGGAUUGUGGGCCUUUCCUUGCUGUACACAGCGAGAAUGCAGUACAAAGGGGGCUACUAAAGGAAGCCGAAAUCGACAAUGCAUUGUUCAAUACUAUCACCGUCCAAAUGAGACUUGGAAUGUUCGACGGGGAACAACCGGGCCAGCCUUAUGCCAAUCUCGGCCCAAAGGACAUCUGCACCCCGGCCCACCAAGAGCUGGCCCUUGAAGCAGCUAGACAGGGCCUCGUUUUACUCAAGAAUCACGGCCCAGUGCUUCCCCUUUCUCCUAGACGACACCAUCCUAUCGCCGUUAUUGGGCCUAAUUCAGAUGUCACUCUCACAAUGAUUGGAAAUUAUGCUGGUGUUGCUUGCGGAUACACGACUCCAUUGGAAGGAAUAAGACAGUACACGAGGGUGAUUCAUCAGCCGGGCUGUGCUGACGUGGCUUGUGCAAACGAUGCUUUAUUCGGUGGGGCCAUUGAAGCUGCCCGCCAAUCGGACGCCACUAUUAUGGUAAUGGGCUUGGACCAAUCUAUCGAGGCCGAAUUCAGAGACAGAUCCGGGCUCUUGCUGCCUGGGCGCCAGCAGGAGCUCAUCUCUAAAGUUGCUGCAGCCUCAAAAGUCCCCAUUGUUUUGGUCCUAAUGAGCGGUGGCCCAAUCGACGUGUCCUUUGCUAAAAAUGAUCCAAGAAUCGGAGCAAUUUUAUGGGCUGGUUAUCCGGGCCAGGCUGGCGGGUCCGCCAUUGCUGAUGUCCUUUUCGGAACUCACAAUCCGGGUAAACGAAAAAACAUCAACUAACCCAUCCAUAGACCUCAAUCUCCCGAUGACCGCUAUGGAAAUGAGAUCAAACCUGGCACGAAGCUACCCGGGAAGAACCUACCGAUUCUACAAAGGGCCCGUCGUGUACCCGUUCGGGCACGGAAUGAGCUACACGACCUUCGUCCAAACCAUAACUGAAGCUCCGAAAGUCGUGCCCGUCCCCAUAGACGGGCACCGCGGGCCCAAUUACUCCACGUUAAGAAAUGGGUCCAACACUUGGGUCCGGGUGACCCACGCCCGAUGCAGGGGGCUCUCAUUGGGCCUGACCGUGGACGUGAGGAACACGGGCCCAAGGGACGGGGCCCACACGGUGCUAGUGUACUCGAGCCCGCCCGGCGGGCAGGAGGUCCCGCACAAGCAGCUUGUGGCGUUCGAGAAGGUGUGGGUUAGGGCAGGCGGGCAGGCGAGGGUUGAGGUGAGGGUUCACGUGUGUAAGUAUAUGAGCGUGGUGGAUAGGGCGGGGGUGCGGAGGAUUCCGAUGGGGGAGCAUGGGCUGUAUGUUGGGGAUGUCAGGCAUUCUGUUUCAUUGCAGGCUCAGAUUCUUGGGGUGAUUAGGUUCUGAAUUCUGAUGAUGGGAUAUAUAAUAUAGUCUUUUUUCUUUUCUUUUUUUUUUUUCCUAAUUCUGUUGCAAAUGAGAAUUCUGUAUAAGUGAGGCCAUCAACCAUAUGGGAAAAAAUGGAGGGGCCUUCCAAGAGGGUUGUUAUUUCUGUUUUGCUGCCUCUUGGUUUCAAUGUAUUGUGGACUUUAUGUAUUGGGCUCAGAUGAUAAAUUAGCAGGCUGGCCCAGUAUCUUAAUUUUUCAAUUUGAAUCAUCUCUG